Hypoxylon fragiforme is the source of this 1620-nucleotide messenger RNA. RefSeq names its product tryptophan synthase beta subunit-like PLP-dependent enzyme. The record is from RefSeq and is a predicted model, not a curated record. The transcript has a single exon. NCBI's taxonomy places the organism in Eukaryota, Fungi, Ascomycota, Sordariomycetes, Xylariales, Hypoxylaceae. Bases 205 to 1389 code for a protein of 394 amino acids.
UUGGAAUAAGUCUUCUCCGCUAAUAGUAUGAAAUCUGCACGCUUCUUGGCCAAAUCCUACCUCUACAAGCUUCCAAGGUUCUCAGAAACAUCCUUAGGACUAUUCGUCGUGCACUUGGAAAAUUAAAUCUCAGUAAAACAGCCAUUCAUCCAUAUCUGCUUGCAUAUAUCACACUUCUACAAAUUUACUACACAUCCUUCAACCAUGACUCCAUCAAUCCAACUCAACGCCCUCGCACGGAACUGGGCCUUAACCCCCUCCGCCACAAAUCCCAGCGUCUCAGCAGAAGCCGUCCUCGCCUUCCACACGCAGGUCCCGGGGUACAACGAAACGCCCCUGCACACCCUGCCCGACCUGGCAUCCUCUCUUGGGCUAGGCCACGUCCUGCUCAAAGACGAGUCCGACCGCUUCGGACUGCCCGCGUUUAAGAUCCUGGGUGCCUCGUGGGCCGUGUACCGCGCCGUGUGCUCGCGUCUAAACUUGGGACCUGCUACUGCUACUUCACCGGAUAGUAGUAAUAAAAUCAUCCCCUUCGCAGACAUCGGCGCCGCGGCCCGGGAAAAAGGCAUCCACAUCAUCACGCUCACCGAAGGCAACUGCGGGCGCGCCGUCGCGCGCAUGGCUGCAGGGCACCUAGGGCUGCGGACAACGGUGUACGUGCCGUCGUACAUGGACGCGUUAACGCGAUCGAAGAUCCGGGGCGAAGGGGCUGAGGUCGUCGAGGUGGCCGGGAGCUACGACGACGUGAUCCCGGUGGCGCUGGCUGCUGCUGCGGCGGAGGCAGACAAUGCGAUCAUGGUGAUGGAUGUUGGGGUCGAGGGGUGCGACGAGGUGCCGCGGUACUUUGUCCAGGGGUACGGGACGAUGCUGGCGGAGUCGGAUCGCCAGGUGCUGGGGGUUACUGGGGAUAGGCCGACGACGCAUGCGGUUGUGCCCGUGGGUGCGGGGUCGAUUGGGGAGGCUGUGACGGCGCAUUUCAAGAGUGCGGCUAGAAGCACUGGAACAGCACAUCGUCCGACGAAAGUUAUUGCCGUGGAGCCGACGACGGCGGCAUGUCUGUUUGAGUCCCUGAAGGCGGGGAAGAGCGUGUCGGUGCCGACUGGUGAUACGAUUAUGUGCGGGAUGAACUGCGGGACGCUAUCGACGACGGCGUGGCCAGUGCUCCGGGACGGGAUGGAUGCGAGUGUCACUAUAACGGACCUAGAGGCGCAUGAUGCGGUACGAGAGCUUACGGCCCGAGGUAUUCAUGCUGGACCUUGUGGUGCUGCCACGCUAGCUGCGCUUAAGAGGCUGUGUGAGGAUCAUAAAAAGGAGUUGGAUCUGGAUGAGAAUUCGGUUGUGGUGCUUUACUGUACUGAGGGUACCAGGGAGUAUUUAAUGCCGUCAUAAUCUAAGGGGGGUAGAUACUUUUAUAUAGAAGGGCCAGCUAUAGGUACCAUCUUCAGGGCAGGAAAACUUGGGGUGUGUUGACUGAUUUUAUAUUUUGUUGUUAUAGAGGGCAGUAUUCUUGUCUGACCUGAAGCUCUUUUGUACAUAUACCUAGAGACCUACCUGGGGACCUAGGAGAUAUGUAUACAGCAAGCCCGUAUUUCAGUCCCACGGGUCCUGCGGGUAUAUAUC